UCGACGAAAGUAUGGAUGCAGAUGGUAUUGAUCUAGAAGAUGAUAAUGUAGAGCAAGAAGAAGAUGUUGACACUGAUAAUAUCCAGAGUGAUGUUGUGGAUGGGCCAAAUGAUGAUGAGAGAUUGGACUCUGGUUUUGUUGACGAGGUCUUAGUUGGCGAUAAUUCUUCUUACGACUAUUACGGUGAUUCAGACUUGGAGACUAUAGAAGAACCUGUUAGAAGAAGACAUGUGAAAUCGGUUGGUAAGAAAAAGAAUGGAUCAGAUGAUGAAGAUGAGAGUGAUACAGAAGAUAAGAGAAAAUUUUACUGGGAGGUAAUGGAGAAGACAUUUGUGUCUGAGGCAGCUGCUUAUACUUUUUAUAAUGGAUAUGCUCGACAAGAGGGAUUCAGUGUAAGAAAGUUCAAGUUCAAAGAGACUAAGGACUACGGUAUGACACUAGUGGAUUUGAUUUUGCACUACGAGAAUGCUAUAGUGCGCAUUCGAGAGACGGAGGCAAAAGAUGACUGCAUCAGUUCACAAACAUCACCUGUACCUGUAACCAAUUUGAGGAGAAUUGAGAGAGCUGCUGCAAAGUUGCUGGUCGAGGUGCGCCUAAGAAAUGAAAGCGUAGAGAUGAUGGAGAAAGACCCGUGA
Lolium rigidum is the source of this 635-nucleotide messenger RNA. RefSeq lists its product as uncharacterized. The coding region runs from base 12 to 635 and encodes 207 amino acids. NCBI's taxonomy places the organism in Eukaryota, Viridiplantae, Streptophyta, Magnoliopsida, Poales, Poaceae. The transcript has 7 exons. The record is from RefSeq and is a predicted model, not a curated record.